AUAUAUCCAUUAAUUACACUUCGUAUCGUGAUGCAAGAUCCGAGGACCCUACCACGCGAUUGCCCAGAUACUCACUCGCCCGAAUCAUGGGAAUGCUCAAGCCACUGUUGGCUUUUAGUUGAGCAUGUUGCAAUAUCUGACCUUGAAUGA
Bipolaris oryzae ATCC 44560 is the source of this 150-nucleotide messenger RNA. RefSeq lists its product as uncharacterized. Lineage: Eukaryota; Fungi; Ascomycota; Dothideomycetes; Pleosporales; Pleosporaceae. The annotation marks the transcript as partial. The transcript is spliced from 2 exons. The record is from RefSeq and is a predicted model, not a curated record.